Messenger RNA from Scylla paramamosain (green mud crab), 4341 nucleotides. Its product is annotated as sphingosine kinase 2-like. Gene Ontology annotation, cellular component: membrane; cytoplasm; intracellular membrane-bounded organelle. Bases 175 to 1818 code for a protein of 547 amino acids. Gene Ontology annotation, biological process: phosphorylation; sphingosine biosynthetic process. NCBI's taxonomy places the organism in Eukaryota, Metazoa, Arthropoda, Malacostraca, Decapoda, Portunidae. The transcript is spliced from 9 exons. The record is from RefSeq and is a predicted model, not a curated record.
GUUCACCGAAUAACACUUGACGCGCAUUAAUAUUCACUUUAGCGCUAGAAUUUUAAAUGCCCGUCAAUGAUUUAUCACUUUUUGGAGUUUCCAUCUAGCGCGAUCUGGAAACUCUAGCUUGCAAACCUGAGUCAGCUGAGAGCUUGAUCUGUGAGAGUCAGUGUGGCCGCGGCCAUGGCGGAGUGUGUAGGUACGCUCGCCUGGCCGCUGCGGGGACAGUUCAGGCAGUACAAACGCGGGUCUAAACUAUACAACGUCCAGCUUGACGAAUCAGGCAUGACAGUGACAAGCGACGGGGAGAAGCAGGUAGUGAAAGUGACGGACUUGGUGGGGUGUCAAUGCCAGCAGGAACAGCAGCAGCAGGGGAAUUCAGCCUACUUCACCUUGCUGGCCUACCCGCUGACAGGGGGCAGGAAGAGGACCCGCCUGGCUCUGUGCUUCGAGGUAGCCAGCAAGAACACCUUCAAGGAGAACCUGGCAGUGGCGAACGCGUGGCGGAGGGCUGUGUACCACGCCGUCAGGAACCAUGGUACCACCAAGCCACAAGUUGACCACAGCAAGAAGAUCCUCCUGUUUAUCAAUCCAAACUCUGGGUCAGGACGAGCCUUGCAGACAUACAGAAAACAGGUGUCCACUUUGCUAGCUGAGGCAGAGGUGUCCCAUGAGGUGCUGGUGACAGAACGUGCCAGCCAUGCGACAGACGUGGUGCGGACCCUGGACCUCACACAAUAUGCUGGACUAGUCAUACUCUCAGGAGAUGGACUUCUAUAUGAGGUGUACAACGGCCUGCUGGCACGCCCGGACUGGAAUGAGGCCAUUCAGUUCCCCAUCGGCAUCAUACCUGGUGGCUCAGGGAAUGGCCUUGCACGCUCCUUGGCUCACUGGCUCAGAGAGCCUUACAGGGCCAAUCCAGUUCUGGUGUCUACCCUUAAUGUGGUGUACGGCCACCUCUCCCCACUGGACCUGGUCAUGACAGAGACAGCAAAGGGGAAACGAAUAUUGUCUUUCCUGUCAAUUGGCUUUGGGCUCCUCUCUGAUAUUGACAUCGAGAGUGAGAGACUGAGGAUUAUCGGAGAGUCCAGGUUUGCUGUGUGGGCUGUGGCACGCUGUGCAAACCUUCGCAGGUACCGAGCCACCAUAUCCUUCAAGCGGGCAGUGGGAGCACCUGUCCCAGCUCCACUUGCCUCUUCCCCAAUGCUGCAGCGCUCCCAGACUCUGCAGGAGGGGGAGGGCCUUCCCAGUACCAAUGCCAGACACCUGUCACACAGCCACAGUAUGCAGCUGCAGGAAUCUAAGAAGGGAGAAGAGGAGGAGGCAUGUUUAGACAUUCUUCCCUCCCUGGUGAAAGUGGAGGAUGGUGCUCUUGAGCCUGUCCCAGAGAAGGCACAGGAGGCACAAGAAUGUGAGGAGCAGCAACAGCAGGACGGAGCCAAGUCUGAAGUGUUACUGCCAGGCCUGGAUGAGCCAGUGCCAGAUGACUGGGAGACAAUAGAGGAUGAGUUCGUCAUGGUGUACUGUAGUCAACAGACCCACAUCACCAGCGACGUAUUAAUAGCACCACAGGCGACCCCAGAUGACGGAUACCUGUGGCUGAUGAUGCUGCGCCGCUCCUGCCCAAAGACCACCAUUGCCAAGCUGCUCCUGGGUCUAGACGGGCGACACCUGAGGUACCCUGGAGUGGAGAUGGUGGCUGUGGAGGCUCUAAGAAUAGUGCCUGGGACCAGCAAGGGCUACCUCACAGUGGAUGGGGAAGUAAUACCAUGGACGCCAAUUCAAUCCCAUGUCCUACACAAACGUGGUCGUAUCAUGACUCGAUAGUAUGGCUGCAAAAAGUAGUGGUCACAUUCUACAAAAGUUGACAGAAAACAGUAUCUAGCAACUACCUCCACCUAUAAUAUUCCCACUUCUUCUUGGACCACAUGUUAAUUUUUUUCCAAUUUAUAGACAUGGAAUUCACUAAACUUUGUCACUACUUGUGGCAAACUAUCCCUUGGCUACCUCCAUUUGUGGUGCUUGUUUUAUCAUCCUGCCAAUGCCUUCUCCCUCCAUCUCUUCUGAAAUAGGAUAGGAGGCUGUAGCCCCACUCUGGUGAAUAUUGCUUGUUUAUGUAGAGGAUUCACUGCUAUCAGGGCUGAAAGUUUACUGUGGAUCCUGGUGGGGUGGUGAUUGGUGGAAGCCGAGUGACUGAGAUGGAUGAAUUUGUGAACCACCAUUAUCACAUACAUUCCCAAUCCAUUAUCAUACAACUUCCUGUAAUAAAAAUUCAAGUAUUUUUAUGUAAUGCUUAUUUUCUUUAAUAGAGGAGGGAGGAAGAGGCAUGCAUUUUUUUAAUUCAUAAAAUCCUAAUAGCUCAAAAGGCACAACAGCCUAAGGUAGUAUAUGCAUCCCCUAGUUUUCACAGGUACAUCACAUAGCAGCAUUAAUUAAAAUACAAAAUCCAGGUAGUUAAUACAUUUAGUUUAGCAAUUCAGAGUUUUCUUUUUGCAUUUUUUUAUAUACUUACAAUCACUUAACACUUUUAAGUCUUGGAUACUUAACUACAUUCCUUUAUAUUUUAAGUGAAUAUUUUUGUACUAAAGAUGACUGCAGAUUCCCUUCAGAUACUUGGGUAGUGCAGGUGAGAGGAAAGUGUACAGAUAAGUGUAGUGCUCUGCUUACCUCUUUGUUGCAUGUCAGGAGGCUCCAGGAGAGAUUGACUGCUGCCCUGGUGCGUCAACCCCAGGUGGACAUUUUAAAGAUGUGACGUCUGAUUCAGCAGACUGAAGAGCCUCCUACAAUAAUGGCUGUGAAGAGAAACAAUAAUUGACUUUGAGGCACAACUUGAAUUAUCUGACACAUACAACUUUGAUGUGUGAAGUGUGUGACUCCUAUGCAAGUGCUGCUCCAGUAGACUUAGUGGACUGUGAUGUGCUGGAGCCAUAGUGCCUUGGGAGCAAAAUGAUUAAAUUCAUGUUAUGGAUGGAAGUAAAGCCUCACUUUUGUUGUAUGUACAUCUACAUGAUGGUUAAGAUGAUAAUAUUUCAUGUAACAUUAGCCAAUAUUCAGCUUUUAAGCAGUACAAUUCUUAUCUGAAGGGUAUAUUCUUCAUUCUCAUUAUAUUGAUACAUCAACACUAUAAUUAUUGUUUUGAAAACAUUUUUUGUUUAUGGACAAGGGAAUGUGACACAAUGGAUGGCUGCCAACCAAGGGCCUCUUCUUUAGGUUGAAGUGAGGAAGGGUUACUGAACAAGUCAUCACUUUCUCUAACUCUAAUUCUCUAGAGAAUUAAACUCUAAUUGCCUGUUCAAAUGAACAGAGAAAAGUUGUGAUCAUAUUUCCCUUUAUCACUAUUAUUACUAUAGAGGGUUUGGUUUUGCACUUGUUCAUACUGAUGUUAUUUGUUAGAUUAUAAUUUGAUAACCAUGAAUGAUGAAAAUCAUGAGUGCACUACUUGCCCUGUACAGUCAAACUGUAUUUGAAGAACAUAUACAAUGCCUUCAUUUAGAAAUAAUGAAAUCAAUAUUCCACCACUAUUGUUUGUAAUUCCAAGUGGAGGGAGGAUAGCUUGUUGGAGUGAUGAUUGUGUAGUCUGAUCCACAGAUCUGUCCAGGUGUAUAGUGGAGGAUGGGUCUAUUAUGGUUCAGCAGGUGUGAACCAGUUGGCAGUGAACCAUACUGUAGAAAUUGCCAGAGAUGCAGGACAUUUGACUCGUGCAGUGUGUUGCAGUGAGGAGGUCUCCUCUUCCAUAGAGGGCUAUGAUACAAGAAAAUGUUUGUGAUUGCACUUAGGCUGAUUCCUGGUCCUGGCUACCCACCUAAAUUUCUCAAGGGAUGUCAACUUAGUUUUACAGAUGAAUUUCAAGUGAAGUUACCAAUGUACUUUCUGUGAUAUUUUACAUUACAAAAAUUCAGCUAAUAGAAUCUUUUAAGACAUUAACAAAAAUGGUGCUCCUUUGUGACUUGUGAUAGAAGGUUGAAGAGAGUAAGAAACUUGAGGUGCUUUGAGUUAUGAAGAGAGAAAACAGUAAGUCGUUUGUCUAUGUAUGUACUAAAAGUUAAGAGGAUUAGUUCACAUUAUUUUUCAAUAGUUGCUGUUUCCUGUUAUUAUUCAACAGGUUGAGAUUUUACUGUACUAAUUAGCUAAAUAAUGGAUGAUGAAUUGUACAUAUUAUGUAUGUAUUUCUCUUUAAUGUGUUGACUGGUGAUGGCAAAGAAUUUCUUCAGUGUGAAGAGUGCAGAAGAAUCCCAGUGUUAUAUAAUAGAGCUUGAAGUUUAUUUUAUAUGCAUGCCCAUGGCCUUAUUCAGGUUUCAGAGGUAAACCUGAGAAAUUAUAUCAAAUAUAAAUAAAUUAUUAUAUAAACAA